Molecule: messenger RNA, 1095 nt
Organism: Lucilia cuprina (Australian sheep blowfly)
Lineage: Eukaryota; Metazoa; Arthropoda; Insecta; Diptera; Calliphoridae
Product: plasminogen receptor (KT)
Exons: 3
Coding region: 242-697 (151 amino acids)
Biological process (GO): positive regulation of plasminogen activation
Cellular component (GO): plasma membrane
Source: RefSeq, a predicted model, not a curated record
UGCAAAUGUGUCUGUCAGAUUGCUUUGACAAAACGUUCAAUACAUACAAACAAAAAUUAUCAAAAUAUUAAACAAAAUACAUAACUAAAUGAAAAAAACAAUUGGCAAAUGCAUAGAUAAAAACAAUUUAAAUUAAAAAAAAAUUAUUAAAUAAUAAUAAAAUAACAAUAAUUUACUUUUAACUAGAAAAUAAUUAUUUAAUAAUUUUGUGUAAUUGUUAAGUAAUAAUAAAAAUAAAAAAAUGGGUAAUAAAUCCUCUAGUAAUAUUUCAACUUAUCCCCAACAUGACGAUCCGGCCUAUAGAAAAUGUCAAGAAUUAAAGAUGGAACGUUGGAUACAAAUGCACUAUCAAAUUAAGGAACGUGAACAGGCCACUGAAAUUGCCCGUAAUAGAGAAUUUUUCUAUUGGUUAAGUGGUUUCUAUAUAACAUCCCUGCUGGGUUGUUUUUCAUUUUAUCAACGCACACGUAGACCGGUUACAUUACUGCCCAUGGUACCUUUGUCAUUUGUUAUGGGUUAUUAUGGUGAUUUAGCUUAUGGCAGUAAGAUACAUCGUAUUAAAGCUGAAGCCAAUAUGAUAAUGGAACAUGAAUCAGAACUGUUGCAUUGGCCUGGUGGUCUACCCACAGUGGCUACUAUUGAUGAGGCACGUGUCGAGGCUGAAAUGGAAAAGAAAAUGCAUCCCCACCAUUCAUAGGCUCUAACAAAUGAUGAAAAUUCAAACAGCUUAAUAAUUCCCUAUGAUGCUCAAGUUAUAUUAUUUUUAAUAAAUAUUUAAUGGUAUUCACUAAAAUUAAAUAAAAAUACAACAACACGUAUAUAAUACAUUAGUUAAUCUUUAGGACAAUAUUAAUAUUUCUUAGAAAAACUAACAAUUUUCCAUAUUCAAAUCGUAGAUUUAUUAACAAUUUUUAUUUCUUAUUCCAUUUAUAUUUAAAUAAUAUUUAUAUUUAAAAUUGUUUAUUGAUAAAUACCUUGUCUUAUUUAAAUUGUAUACAUUUUUCACAAAACUCCCUUCUAAUGUUACAAUUUUUCACUACUCUUUGUGUGAGUUAAUAUGAUCCAUGAAUAAACUAAAUUAAAGAAGCCUUUAAA